This is a messenger RNA of Raphanus sativus (radish), 439 nucleotides long. RefSeq names its product phytosulfokines 2. The transcript has 2 exons. Gene Ontology annotation, molecular function: growth factor activity. NCBI's taxonomy places the organism in Eukaryota, Viridiplantae, Streptophyta, Magnoliopsida, Brassicales, Brassicaceae. The coding region runs from base 72 to 329 and encodes 85 amino acids. Gene Ontology annotation, cellular component: extracellular region. The record is from RefSeq and is a predicted model, not a curated record. Gene Ontology annotation, biological process: cell population proliferation.
AAGAAGCCAAACCCGUCAUCAAAUCAUCUCUUUAACAUAUCUAAUUCUCCACCGAAGAAAACAUCAUCAAAAUGGCAAACUUCUCUGCUCUUCUCACGAUAACUCUCCUCCUUUGCUCCACGCUGAUGUGCACCGCCCGUCCCGACCCGACCUUUUCGGCCUCUAUCACAAUUGUUACGGCUGACCCGCUGGAAAAGAGCAUAGAAGGAAAACUGGAUGAUAUGGCAGAAGAGAACUGUGGUGCUGACGACGAAGAUUGCUUAAUGAGGAGGUCUUUGGUUGCUCAUGUUGAUUACAUCUAUACCCAGAAACAGAAGAAGAAUCUUUGAUAUAUUCACAUGUAAUACUUUAGUUAUAUCUAACAAAGUACUGCUAAUACACGUUUGUGUGUCAUCCUUAAUUAGUACUUUUCUAAUAGAUCAUCAAGAAAGUUACGGCU